Bipolaris victoriae FI3 is the source of this 882-nucleotide messenger RNA. RefSeq lists its product as hypothetical. The record is from RefSeq and is a predicted model, not a curated record. Gene Ontology annotation, molecular function: DNA-binding transcription factor activity; protein dimerization activity. The transcript is spliced from 2 exons. Bases 1 to 882 code for a protein of 293 amino acids. Lineage: Eukaryota; Fungi; Ascomycota; Dothideomycetes; Pleosporales; Pleosporaceae. Gene Ontology annotation, cellular component: nucleus.
AUGGCGGAUACUGCCGGCUACCCGACCGAUAGCAAGUUGGAUGCCCACAACAGCGUCCACACCAACAAGCGAAAGCGCGACACGCGCGACCAAGGCAUCAACCGGCCCGCACCACACAACUCCAACAGCGACUUGACCGACCAGGCCACCGCCUCGUUCCUUGCCGCGCACAACGCUGCUGACGACGACAUGCAACAGCAGUUUGACGUGCACCACAAUGGCGGCACCAAUGCGGCCAGUGUGGGCGAUACCGCAGCCGCCGCCCUUGCCUACCACCAGAUGACAGUGCCCCAAGCGACCGAGCUCCAAUUUCAGCCGCAAAAUUCCGGUGACGGCUCAUUUGGAAUGGGCGACCACAACCAACAACAAACGGGCAUGCAGGACUUCAGCCUCGAGGCUCUUAAGGCUGCAACCCAGACAGGCCGCCCUGGUCAAGCAGCGCCCAGCGACUCACCGCCGCAAAGCGCCACCCACAAGCCCCAGGUUGGCACAGAGGAGUGGCACAAGGUGCGGAGGGACAAUCACAAAGAAGUUGAGCGCCGUCGUCGCGAGACAAUUAACGAGGGCAUCAAUGAACUCGCCAAGAUUGUUCCAGGCUGCGAAAAGAACAAGGGCUCGAUCCUCCAGCGCGCCGUACAGUUUAUAACUCAGCUUAAGGAGAAUGAGCAGCAAAAUAUUGAAAAGUGGACGCUUGAGAAGCUAUUGACUGAGCAGGCCAUCACCGAGCUCAGCGCCAGCUGUGACAAAUUCAAAGCAGAGUGCCAACGUGCAUGGGACGAGUGCCAGAUUUACAAGCGCGCAUGCGAGAACAACGGCAUCCUGCCUGAUGAAAUCAAAGAACGCCAAGAAAACGGCGAGCAAACGGGGGCAAAUCCAAUGUAG